UGAGUAAACUUAAGGAGAAGUGAGAGAUGGAAAGUUUGCAGCAACAAGAACAAGGAGACAACGUUGCAGUCAUCCAUCAAUCAUGGGGUGGAGGAAGCAACCGCAUAGCUGCUUUAAACGUGGAGCCUGUGACCACCCCACAAUCCUCCCCAGCUAAUAACAGCAAAAGCUUCCAUGAUAAUCAUGUUGAGCAGAAGCCUGGAUGGAGAAAGUUCUUGUCAUUUGUAGGCCCUGGUUUCCUUGUUUCAUUAGCUUAUCUUGAUCCUGGCAACUUGGAAACUGAUUUACAAGCAGGUGCCAGCCAUGGAUUUGAGCUACUUUGGGUGGUUUUGAUUGGAUUAGUAUUUGCUCUAAUAAUCCAGUCUCUUGCUGCAAAUCUUGGAGUCAGUACUGGAAAACACUUAUCGGAAUUGUGCAAGGCUGAGUACCCACCACUGGUGAAAUAUUGCUUAUGGUUACUUGCAGAGCUUGCUGUCAUAGCUGCUGAUAUACCUGAAGUGAUUGGGACAGCCUUUGGGCUGAAUAUACUGUUUAACAUCCCAGUAUGGGUUGGAGUUUUAUGUACGGGUUUAAGCACUCUCCUCCUCCUUGGCCUGCAAAGAUAUGGGGUAAGGAAGCUGGAAAUGCUGAUAGCAGUGCUGGUAUUUGUAAUGGCGGGAUGUUUCUUUGGGGAAAUGAGUUACGUAAAGCCACCGGCGUCCGGUGUUGUUAAGGGCAUGUUUGUUCCGAAGCUUGCCGGCCAAGGAGCCACAGCUGACGCCAUUGCUCUCUUGGGUGCUCUUGUUAUGCCGCACAAUCUCUUCCUUCACUCAGCACUGGUGCUCUCCAGAAAAGUACCCAACUCGGUCCAAGGUGUUAAUGCUGCCUGCAGAUUUUUUUUAAUAGAGAGUGGUUUUGCCUUGUUGGUGGCAUUUCUGAUAAAUGUUGCGGUAGUUUCAGUGUCAGGGACCGUGUGUGCAGAAGAUAACAUUUCUGGAGAUAAUCGAAAUCGUUGCAAUGAUCUUAAUCUCAACUCUGCUUCUUUUCUUCUCCAGAACGUGUUAGGAAAAUCUAGCAAAGCUCUUUAUGGCGUUGCACUUUUAGCUUCAGGGCAAAGCUCAACCAUUACAGGCACUUAUGCAGGGCAAUUUAUUAUGCAGGGUUUCUUGAAUCUUAAAAUGAAGAAAUGGUUGAGGAAUUUAAUGACUAGGUGUAUUGCCAUUACACCUAGUCUUAUCGUGUCCAUCAUUGGUGGAUCUCAAGGGGCCGGUCGACUAAUCAUCAUUGCAUCGAUGAUUCUUUCAUUUGAGCUACCAUUUGCUCUAAUCCCACUCCUUAAAUUCAGUAGCAAUUCAACCAAAAUGGGACCAUACAAGAACUCCAAAAUUAUAAUUGUGAUUUCAUGGAUUUUAGGGCUUGGAAUAAUUGGCAUCAACGUCUAUUACUUAUCUACUGCCUUUGUAGAUUGGUUGAUUCACAAUGAUUUACCAAAAGUAGGCAAUAUAUUCAUUGGAAUCAUUGUGUUUCCUCUAAUGGCGGUCUACAUCAUUGCAAUCCUCUAUCUAACAUUCAGAAAAGACGUUGUUGUUACAUAUAUCGAACCUCAAAAAGAUGAACCAACAGAUACCCAAGUUCGGGUUGCUUUCGAUCUCUCGUCUCAAGUUUAAAUAUCAUAGAAGCUUAAAAUAAAAUUAUGAAUCUUGGCCUCUCUUUUUUUCUGAAACUAUUAUGAAGCAAGAUUUUAU
Hibiscus syriacus is the source of this 1724-nucleotide messenger RNA. RefSeq names its product metal transporter Nramp5-like. The coding region runs from base 27 to 1646 and encodes 539 amino acids. Gene Ontology annotation, biological process: metal ion transport. Lineage: Eukaryota; Viridiplantae; Streptophyta; Magnoliopsida; Malvales; Malvaceae. Gene Ontology annotation, molecular function: cadmium ion transmembrane transporter activity; manganese ion transmembrane transporter activity. The transcript has 13 exons. Gene Ontology annotation, cellular component: membrane. The record is from RefSeq and is a predicted model, not a curated record.